UUACUAGAGUUACGUACAUAUUAACUGUGGUCGUUUUCAUAAGUGAACUGUAAAUUCAGCAAUGCGCUUACAAAGCAGCGGCUGAGAAAUUUACCUGCCCAUUCAUUGUGAUUGUGGCAAGAAGCGAGGUUGUUGCAGUUGUUUCUUGGGACGCUCUCGCAUUUUAAAUAGUUUGACUACUAUUGCCGGAGAUAAUACUAUCUGAACGGUUGUAGGAUCUAAAUUAAUACAAGAGUGACGGUGGAACGGAUUUAAAGUGUUGCAGUAGUAUUUGAUUUAGUGAUAAACGAACCUACCAAGCCUUCUUAGCUAAAUCAACGUCGUUACACUAGGAGAAAUAGAGAAGAACGAAAUAUCCCAUUUAAUUGCGUGGGAUACGGAAAAAAUUACGCAAAAGCUCAAAACUGGAGAAACAAAAUCGUGUAAAAUUGAUUCGAGACAAGAUGGUCCUGGCUGAAAGAAAUUCAGAACUGGUACGUAAUGGGAGACGAUCACGCGGUCCAAGUCCAAAUGGACAUGGCGUAGGCGUUGCCGGGGGUGGUACAGUAGGUGCAAGCUCUAAUAUUGGGAACAGUGCAGGUGCUGGUGGUGCCGGAACUCCGGAAACUAGUUCCGACGAUGACAAUUCAAUUAAGCGCAAUGGAAAAUCCAAAGCUAAGCAGAGUGAAUAUGAAGAAAAAAUUCGUGUUGGUCGCGACUACCAAGCUGUGUGUCCAGCUUUAAUACCAGAAAAUGACCGUAAACCAGAGGGCUUGAAUGAUCGAGCACUGCUGGUAUGGUCACCUACUAGGGAAAUACCCGAUGCAAAACUUGAAGAAUAUAUAUCAGUCGCUAAAGAGAAAUACGGUUACAAUGGUGAACAGGCAUUGGGUAUGCUUUUCUGGCACAAACAUGAUUUGGAACGUGCUGUUAUGGAUUUGGCUAACUUCACACCUUUCCCCGAUGAAUGGACAGUAGAGGACAAAGUGCUUUUCGAACAAGCUUUUCAGUUUCACGGCAAGAGUUUUCACCGCAUUCGGCAAAUGUUGCCCGACAAGUCAAUCGCUAGUUUGGUAAAAUAUUAUUACUCAUGGAAGAAGACGCGCCACAGGCAAAGCGUUAUGGAUCGACAGGAGAAAGCAAAAGCAAGUAAAGAAGGUUCAGAAAAUGGCAGUGAAAACGGUAGCAAUGAAGAAUCUGACACAGAUGACAAGGAUCAAGCAUUGGCCUCAACUUCCGGAUUUCAAGAUCCAACGAAAAUAGGCUGUGCCACUUCUGCCGAUUUACCCAGCAAAUUGAAUAAAUUGAACGAAAACGGUGGUGUUUCUGGUAGCAGCAUUGGUGGUGGCGAGGCCGACAGUGAUAACAUAGCGGCUACUAUUUCGUUGAAUAUGAUCGCCUCAGGACGAGACAGUGGCCUAGUUGCCAAUGUUGGUGCUCUGGCAGUUGGUAUCAAACAUCAACGCCAACAGACGCCGCCCAAUACGGCGAAUACAGAUUCGUCAUGUUCCAAUGCAGACUCAGCAGGUUUGAGCGGUUGUUGCACAAAUUGUGGAGUCCCAUGUAGUGUGCUUAAUGCAUCGCCACACGGUAAACUAUGUUCAAGUUGCCACCACCAUUGGAGACGUACCGGUAAUAAGCGUCCCACUUCCGGUCCAUAUUUUGGUAAGCGGUCGCGUGAUCGCAAUGCUGAAAGACAUAAACGUAAACCACCGCGCGGCAUGUACAUCAAUCACGACGAUAUUGUGGCGCUGGCCAGAGCCAAUGACAAUCAAGACGAACUCCUCGCUAAUACAGACAGGGAAAUCGUUUCACUAUUGAGCCAAGUGCAACUAAAUAAACAAAAUAUAUCCGCGCUAAAGCGUAAGAAUUCAGAGGGAUUAGACGACAUGCGCCCCGUUGAGAACACGAAUCGCAUCAAUUCACGCUGGUCCAACGAUGAGAUUUUGCUCGUUGUACAGGGUGUGCGCAAAUAUGGCAAAGACUUUCAGACAAUAGCUGAAACUAUUGGCACGAAGACUGAAGCUCACGUACGUACCUUUUUCGUAAGCAAUCGUCGGCGUUACAACUUGGACCAGGAACUGAAAAAGUACGAGGCAGAGAAAGAAGAGACUGCAGCAAGUGCUAGUGCUACUGCAGCAGCAAGUGAAACUACUAACAACAGCAAUAAAAAAGACGACUCAAAAAAGAGAGAGCUACCUGCGGCAAACGCAGCAGCCAGCGGCGUUAGUGCCAUUUCAUCUGUUAUCGCUGAUGAGUCAGAUACCACAACCUCAAGUGAAACAACCGCAACAAAGUCUGCCAAAGACGAAGCCAAGUUUAAUAAUAGCAAUAUCAACUCACAGAAGGACAACGUUAUAAUGGAGAUUGACUUAGAUGCUGAUCAGCAUGAUAUGCAACCACCAGCCAAGAAGUUCGCUCUGAACGUGAACGAACAAGAUUUCCCCAAAGCCAGUGCCACCUAAAUGAGAGUUCAUUUAGACACUUAAACAAACAACUGUAGGUCUAAGUUGGAGAAUAAAUGCUAAAUGACACAAUGCAGGUGUUUGACACGCCUUAAAUUUAAAGCGUAUAUACACGUGGAUAUAUGCAUAUAUAUUUAUAUACAUUAACUAAUUGACGAUCCAUCCUGUUAUCCUCAUGAAACAUGGUAGGAGAUAGUGAGAAUUUGAUAUCAAUGGAAGUCGACAAUGUGUUUAAGAUAUCAAAUGCUUAUUUACUUGAUACACACUUGAUUUAAAAUUGAAAACUCGGAACAACAAAACAAAUUAGCUACGUGUGGCACGUAAAUAGACGUCAGCAAAAUCAGCAAAGUCAAGAUACCUUUAAUUUUAAAUAAAGAAUUACUCUAAGAAUUAUAUGUUAGGUACAGUUAGUAAACGUGCUCUGUAUAUACAAUAUAAAUGAGGGCCUAUAUGGUGUUUAGCAUUGCCAAAUUAAUCUAAAGUUAAAUUAAAAGAUUAUCAUAUUGACUUCAUUAAAAAUAUAUAGGCAACUCGCGCGUAACACCUUGGUUUAGAACAUUUAGUAACUAUAAGGCAAAAUUACAUUUUCAUUAAUCGUACUUUUUAUUUCAAUCAACUUUUUCAUAUUGCUUACAUUUCUUUCUUUUAAUUUGUUAUAAUACUACUGAAUUGUUAAGUAUUCCGUUGAAGCACUGUUACAAUCAUUAUUUGUGAAUUUUUUCUAACUUAUCCUCACUGCAAGUAUUUGAUUCAGUUUUCUUAAAAAUCUCUAUACUUCCUGAUUGAUACUUGACAUUUCAUAUACAUAAAAAUCAUUACCUAUUAUUACUAAGUGCUUGACUAACAUAUUCGCAUUGCAAUUAUUAAAAAUAUCGUAUAUAACGCAGUGUAAUUCUCCGUUGACUUUUUAAAUUGCACUGUGUCAUAAAUUACUUUCUACAAAGAAGUUUUAUUGUAUUAUCAUUACAAGUGCACUAUAAAUAAAAUGUAAAAUAUACUUUCGUA
Molecule: messenger RNA, 3449 nt
Organism: Zeugodacus cucurbitae (melon fly)
Lineage: Eukaryota; Metazoa; Arthropoda; Insecta; Diptera; Tephritidae
Gene: CoRest
Product: REST corepressor
Exons: 11
Coding region: 444-2444 (666 amino acids)
Biological process (GO): regulation of transcription by RNA polymerase II; negative regulation of DNA-templated transcription
Cellular component (GO): transcription regulator complex; histone deacetylase complex
Molecular function (GO): transcription corepressor activity
Source: RefSeq, a predicted model, not a curated record